Molecule: messenger RNA, 1038 nt
Organism: Lodderomyces margitis
Lineage: Eukaryota; Fungi; Ascomycota; Pichiomycetes; Serinales; Debaryomycetaceae
Product: putative GTPase
Exons: 1
Coding region: 1-1038 (345 amino acids)
Cellular component (GO): cytoplasm
Molecular function (GO): GTPase activity
Source: RefSeq, a predicted model, not a curated record
AUGUACGGACAGGUUGUAAUAGGUCCACCAGGAUCAGGAAAGUCCACGUACUGCCACGGAAUGUACCAAUUUCUAUCAGCUAUAGGAAGAAAGCUGAGCAUUAUAAACUUAGAUCCAGCAAAUGACAGACUCCCAUAUCCGUGUGAUCUAGACAUUCGAGACUAUAUCGAACUAGAAGAUGUCAUGAAUGAGCUUAACUUAGGUCCCAAUGGUGGAUUAAUGUUUGCAAUGGAGCUGUUGAUUGCUAAUGGGCUCGAUCUAUUCCUUCAAAAAGUCAGGAAACUCAUUGAUGAAAGAAGCUAUCUUUUAUUCGAUUGCCCUGGACAGAUUGAACUAUUCACACACCAUAGUGCCUUACACAAGGUAUUCAACACUUUGACAAAGGAGACUAAAAUCAGACUAUGUGUUGUGUCGUUGGUUGAUUCUAUUUAUUUGACGAGUCCGUCGCAGUAUAUUUCAAUUUUAUUAUUGAGUCUACGAUCAAUGUUGCAGUUGGAACUCCCUCAGGUGAAUGUCAUCAGCAAAAUUGAUUUGCUAAAGGGAUAUGGACCCUUACCCUUCAGAUUGGACUACUAUACAGAAGUUCAAGAUUUGCAUUACUUGACUCCCCAUUUGGAAAAAGAGUCUAAUUCGAUAUUGGGUAAAAAGUAUGUACGGUUAACUGAGCUCAUUGGCGAAUUGGUAGAAGAGUAUCACUUGGUGGCAUUUGAAGUCCUCUUUGUUGAGAAUAAGCAAAGUAUGAUAAAUUUGCUAAGCAUUAUAGAUAAAGCCAAUGGAUAUAGCUUUGGUAGUGAGAUUGGAGGCGAUACUAUUUGGAGUGAAGCAGUCAGGCAAGGUGGAUCCGCUGGCCAUCAAGACGUGGAUAUCCACGAGCGAUGGGUGGACGAGAAAGAAAAGUAUGAUGUGGAAGAGAGGAAUGCUCCAACUGAGGCAAUGAAUGUUGAUGAACCGGAGGUUCCGUCUGAGGACGCAGAAUGGGAAGCUGCUUUGCGCGAUUGGGAGGAGAAGCGAGGAGGUGAAGGUGCAAUGAGUAAGUGA